Messenger RNA from Sinocyclocheilus grahami, 3238 nucleotides. Its product is annotated as WASH complex subunit strumpellin-like. Gene Ontology annotation, biological process: regulation of actin nucleation; endosome fission; actin filament polymerization. Gene Ontology annotation, cellular component: WASH complex; endosome. The coding region runs from base 140 to 3238 and encodes 1032 amino acids. The record is from RefSeq and is a predicted model, not a curated record. Lineage: Eukaryota; Metazoa; Chordata; Actinopteri; Cypriniformes; Cyprinidae. The transcript is spliced from 26 exons.
AGCCUAAGCGCUGGGCGGAGCGACCAAUGAGUGCUUCUCGUGACACUCACGUGAUUUGUAAACAGGAAGUGUCUGAUCUGUACUGCAGAGGAUCUGGCCGUCACUGAGGAGACUGAAUGAAUCUGUUUUCUUCCUCAUCAUGGUGGACUUUCUGGCAGAGAACAACCUGUGUGGUCAGGCCAUCCUGAGGAUCGUGUCCAGAGGAAAUGCCAUCAUAGCAGAAUUACUCAGACUCUCCGAAUUUAUUCCUGCAGUUUUCAGACUCAAAGACAAGAGCGACCAGCAGAAAUAUGGAGACAUAAUCUGUGAUUUCAGCUAUUUUAAGGGUCCGGAGUAUUAUGAGAGUAAACUGGAAGCAAAGCCAGAGCUGCAGGAUUUGGAUGAGGAGUUUCGGGAAAAUAACAUUGAAAUAUUAACACGGUUCUACCUGGCCUUUGAGAGUGUCCAUAAAUAUGUUGUAGACUUGAUAAGGUACUUGGAUGAUCUCAAUGAAGGGGUCUACAUUCAGCAAACACUAGAAACUGUUUUAUUGAAUGAAGAUGGGAAACAGCUCCUGUGUGAGGCUCUGUACCUGUAUGGAGUCAUGUUACUGGUCAUUGAUCAGAAGAUGGAGGGGGAGGUGAGAGAAAGGAUGCUGGUGUCCUACUAUAGAUACAGUGCUGCUCGCUCCUCGGCUGACUCAAACCUGGACGACAUCUGCAAGCUCCUACGUAGUACGGGAUACUCCAGCCACCCGGGGGCCAAACGGCCGCCCAACUACCCUGAGAGCUACUUCCAGAGAGUUCCCAUCAGCCCCACCUUCAUCAGUAUGGUGAUCGGUCGCCUCCGCUCUGAUGACAUUUACAACCAGGUUUCUGCGUAUCCUCUGCCGGAGCACCGCAGUACAGCGCUGGCAACACAGGCCGCUAUGCUGUGUGUCUGCUUAUACUUCACCCCCUCCAUCCUGCACACACAACAGGCCAAGAUGAGAGAGAUCGUGGACAAAUACUUCCCUGACAACUGGGUUAUAAGCAUAUAUAUGGGGAUCACGGUGAAUUUGAUGGAGGCGUGGGAACCAUAUAAAGCUGCUAAAACAGCCCUGAACUACACAUUGGACACAGCCAACAUCAAAGAACAGGCCGGUCGAUACGCUGCCAGUGUGGAGAGCUUGCGGCCGCAGGUGCAGCAGUUAUUGAAGGAGGGAUUUCUGAGAGAAGAAAUCAUCCUGGACAACAUUCCCAAACUGCUCAACUGCCUCCGUGACUGUAACGUUGCCAUCCGCUGGCUGAUGCUGCACACGGCAGAGUCUGCUUAUGAUCCAAACAACAAGAGACUGCGUCAGAUCAAGGAUCAAGUCAUCAACGACUCCAAAUACAAUCCCAAAAUUCUGUUUCAGCUGCUGCUGGACACGGCCCAGUUUGAGUUCAUACUCAAAGAGAUGUUCAAGCAGAUGUUGGCAGAGAAGCAGCUGAAGUGGGAGAGCUAUAAGAAAGAGGGAUCGGAGAGAAUGAUGGAGCUGGCCGAGGUGUUUUCUGGGGUCAAACCUCUCACCAGGGUGGAGAAAAACGAGAAUCUUCAGGCCUGGUUCAGAGAGAUCUCCAAACAGAUCGAGUCCCUGAACUACGAGGACUCGACCGCAGCCGGCAGGAAGACUGUGCAGCUCAUUCAGGCUCUCGUGGAGGUCCAAGAGUUUCACCAGCUGGAGUCCAACCUGCAGGUGUGUCAGUUCCUGGCGGACACACGCAAGUUCCUCCAUCAGAUGAUCCGCACCAUCAAUAUCAAAGAGGAAGUGCUCAUCACGAUGCAGAUAGUGGGAGAUUUGUCCUACGCCUGGCAGAUCAUUGACAGCUUCACAUCAAUAAUGCAAGAGAGUAUCAGAGCAAACCCCUUCAUGGUGACCAAACUCAGAGCCACUUUUCUAAAGCUUGCAUCUGCGCUGGAUCUGCCUCUCCUACGAAUCAACCAGGUCAACAGUCCAGAUCUGCUGAGCGUGUCUCAGUUUUACUCUGGGGAGCUGGUGGCUUAUGUCAGAAAGGUUCUGCAGAUCAUUCCAGAAAGUAUGUUCACCUCGCUGGCCAAAAUCAUCAAACUGCAGAUCCAUGACAUUAUGGAGGUGCCCACACGUCUGGACAAAGACAAACUGAAGGACUACGCUCAACUCAGCGCCCGUUAUGAGGUAGCUAAACUCACUCAUGCCAUCUCAGUCUUCACUGAAGGUAUUCUGAUGAUGAAGACCACACUCGUCGGCAUCAUCAAGGUGGAUCCGAAGCAGCUUCUGGAGGACGGGAUCAGGAAAGCGCUUGUCAAGCGUGUGGCUUACGCUCUGCACAAAGGCCUCAUCUUCAACCCCAAAGCCAAACCCAGUGAACUGAUGCCAAAGCUGAAGGAAAUGGCUGCCACCAUGGAUGGGUUUUACCGCUCGUUUGAAUACAUUCAGGAUUACGUGAGCAUCUACGGCCUGAAGAUCUGGCAGGAGGAAGUGUCUCGGAUCAUCAACUACAACGUAGAGCAGGAGUGUAACAGUUUCCUCAGAACCAAGAUCCAAGACUGGCAAAGCGUCUAUCAGUCCACCCACAUUCCCAUUCCUAAGUAUCCGUCAGUUGAUGAAUCCGCCACGUUUAUUGGACGUCUCUGCAGGGAAAUCCUGAGGAUCACAGAUCCAAAAACGACGUGUUACAUUGAUCAGCUGAACACCUGGUACGAUAUGAGGACGCAUCAGGAAGUGACCAACAACCGACUCUUCUCGGAGAUUCAGGACACGCUGGGCACCUUCGGCCUGAACGGACUCGACCGACUCUUGUGUUUCAUGAUCGUGAAAGAGCUGCAGAAUUUUCUGACAGUCCUACAGAAGAACAUCCUGAAGGACAAAGCUGUGGUUGACAUCUUUAAAGCUCUGCUGUCGGCUGUCAAUCCUGUCAAAGGGAUUGUGGCAAAUGCAAGCAAAGUCUACGUCAACGCUGUGGCCAAAACUCAGAAGAUCUGGCCAGCGUAUCUGGAAGCCAUCAUGAAGGUGGGUCAGAUGCAGAUCUUGAGGCAGCAGAUAGCCAAUGAACUGAACUACUCCUGCAAAUUUGACUCGAAACAUCUCGCCGCGGCGCUGGAUAAUCUGAACAAGUCUCUGCUGUCUGAUAUUGAAGCUCAUUACCAGGAUCCAUCGCUGCCGUAUCCCAAAGAGGACAACACUCUGCUCUACGAGAUCACCGCGUAUCUGGAGGCCGCUGGAAUCCAAAACCCGCUUAACAAAGUGAGUCGUGUUUAA